AUGUCUGCCUCCUUCAAUUUCGUUCCUUCAGCCGUGUCGCACAAACUUGAACCAUUUACCCUUUGUGUUCCCGAGACUGACCUCGCACAUUUUUGUUCCCUUUUGACGCUCUCUGAAGUAGGUCCUGUAACAUGGGAAAAUUCUAACAAAGAUCGGCAAUUUGGGAUCAGCCGCGAAUGGAUUGUUUCUGCUCGAGAUUACUGGUUGAAACAAUUUGACUGGCGGAAAAAUGAGGAUUAUAUCAACAGUUUCCCAAAUUUCAAACUAAAUCUUCAGGAUGAGCGCUGUGGUAACUUCACAGUUCAUUUCGCUGCACUGUUCUCCAAGCAUCCUGAUGCUACGCCUAUUGUUUUCCUCCAUGGUUGGCCAGGCAAGCACUUUCUCUCUCCGGCUUUUUGGAGCUUCUUAGAAUUUUUGCCCGUGCUGUCACUUUUGCAGGAAAGGUUCUCUCAGGAUAGUCUUCCUUACCACAUCAUCGUCCCAUCGCUUCCUGGGUACGGGCUAUCCUCAAAAUAUACGGCAGACAAUUUCACACUGGGGGAUGCAUCUCGCUUAAUCAAUAAUCUCAUGAUUGAGCUCGGGUUCGUUGAUGGAUAUGUAGUGCAAGGCGGCGACAUUGGGGGGGUGAUUUCGAUGAUGCUGGCAUCGACUUAUGAGGAGUGUAAAGCUUGUCAUGUGAAUCUAAUUUUUCCAUCGCCGGUUCGCAGUGAAGAUCGAGUCUUGACCGAUAGCGAGACUGCCUUCCUUCGAGAAGCGGCGGAAUUCCAGCGAAGUGGUUUUGCUUAUGCGAUGGAACAUGUGACAAGACCUGCUACCAUUAGAAUUGUUCUGUCGUCCAGCCCCAUUGCUCUUUUAGCGUGGGUAGGUGAAAAGUUUCUGGAAUGGACCGAUGAAGAGCCGACCAUUGAAGCGAUCUUGCGCAUGGUCACUUUCUACUGGUUUACUUCAACUCUUCCUCACUCACUUUAUGCGUAUCGGGAGCUGUUAUCAAACGAACGACCACCACUACGUUACUUUUCCGGCAAACCGUUUGGUUAUUCUCGUUUCCCGCUAGAGCCUUGUUCGACACCUGAAAGCCUUGCAAAGGAGGUUGCAAAUUUAACAUGGUUUCGUGAACAUGACAAGGGCGGUCACUUUGGCGCCUUCGAGCAGCCUGGGUUGUUUUUGGAAGACAUAAUCGACUUUGUGAACCAUGUGACACAAAAAUGA
Molecule: messenger RNA, 1209 nt
Organism: Aspergillus uvarum CBS 121591
Lineage: Eukaryota; Fungi; Ascomycota; Eurotiomycetes; Eurotiales; Aspergillaceae
Product: epoxide hydrolase family protein
Exons: 5
Coding region: 1-1209 (402 amino acids)
Biological process (GO): epoxide metabolic process
Molecular function (GO): epoxide hydrolase activity
Source: RefSeq, a predicted model, not a curated record